Messenger RNA from Rhipicephalus sanguineus (brown dog tick), 575 nucleotides. RefSeq lists its product as uncharacterized. Bases 61 to 564 code for a protein of 167 amino acids. NCBI's taxonomy places the organism in Eukaryota, Metazoa, Arthropoda, Arachnida, Ixodida, Ixodidae. The transcript is spliced from 4 exons. The record is from RefSeq and is a predicted model, not a curated record.
GACAUCAUUGUUGUCAUCACCUGCGUGUUGAGUGUGCCCAGCGCAAGCAAAUGCAUCGCUAUGCCACCGACAACCUUCAGGAGCAUCAGCAACUAUCCUCCCAGAUUCGACUACGUCGUGAAAAUGGCUAACGAGAGUUUCAACCCACCGAGCCAAGUUUUGGCCUUCUCGUUCCAGAUGGGCACCCUCAUCUACAACAUGACCUAUGCACACCGGCUGCCCGCCGAUGCUGUAUACGAGAACUGUAGCGGCUUCAUUCUCGGUGACAGUUCGCUGACUUGCGAACGUGAAGAGGAGAUCCUGACGGCUGAAAAUGCAGCCGGUAGCGUCGCUACAGUUCAAGGCAGAACUCUGUUCUACACCUAUGACACUGUGAAGACGAUGCGAGAAAAGGCCGAGUUCGUCAUGACUACGAACAAAAGGAGGGCCAACUUCACGUGGUUCCUGUUCAACGUGCACCUGACAGACAUCUCCAAAAAAUGUCAUCUCAACAGUCCUUUCGAGCGUCUCAGAGAAUUUAGGAAGUUCUACUACGAUAUCAGCCAGCGUGGACAGAGAAUGUGAAACUCUCAAUG